AUGGUUUCUGUGACUUCAAAAACUCCUUGCGUUACAUGUGAUAGAGGCGCUGGAGUAGUUAAAUGUGAAGGAUGUACACAAGCGUUUUGUACAGAACAUAUUACUGAACAUCGGCAAACUCUACAUCAUCAAUUGGAUGAAAUUAUUGUUGAACAUGAUAGUCUUCAAGAAUUAAUCAUUGAAAAUAAAGACCAAAGUAAUCCUUUGAUAAAGUAUAUUGAUGAAUGGGAACAAAAAUCUAUUGUGAAGAUUAAACGCAUGGCUCAAGAGACUCGUCAAAAAACUAUAGAACUUUCAAAUAUACAUAAGAGAACCGUAUCACAAGAACUAAAUUUUCUUAACGAAAGAAUAAAAAAGGCACGUGAAAAAGAUGAUUUUUUCGAAACAGAUCUUAUCAAUUGGAUAUCAAUUUUGAAUAGAUUGAGAGACGAACUGAUGAAUGUUUCAUUAUCGAACAGUAUUCAAGAAGAUACAUCAACACCAUUAAUAUAUCAGCUUAAAUUGCCCACAACAUCUUCGAAGUUCAAUGAUAAAAUUAUGUUUCCGUACCGUGAGAUCGAGUCACAGAUGAUAACUUCUGGAGAUGUCUUUGAACAUUGUCUUAAUGGUGCUAAUAUUGACGAUCAUGGUCGACUUGUCGAACACAGUGACUGGGAUUGUACUGUUGAAGUUCGUGGAAAAGUCGACUAUUCAUCUGGUACUCAUCAAUUUCGUUUUCAAAUUGAGAAAAAUCCACGACGAACUUGGAUUUUCUUUGGUAUUAUUUCUAAAUCACAACCAAUGAAGAAGUAUUCAUAUGAAUCUCCAUCUGCAUAUGGAUGGGCAGAUUACAAUGACUAUUUUCUUAAUGGUAUUCGUCAAAACAAUGAAACUGGUACCCUAUUUCAUCAUACAGUUGAAAACGAUAUAGUUGCACUCGUAUUCGAUUGUACUAAUCGAAAAAUUUAUUAUAAAAAUGAGCGAAGCCAGAAAAGUCAACAAUUAGAUAUUGAUAUUAACAAAUGUCCCUUUCCUUGGCAACUUCAUAUCAACAUUUACGGAAGAGGUGAUCGUGUACGCUUACUUAAUGUUAUAAGUGAUAUUUCACUACCUUCAUAG
Rotaria sp. Silwood1 is the source of this 1098-nucleotide messenger RNA. The record is from the annotation of a GenBank genome assembly. Lineage: Eukaryota; Metazoa; Rotifera; Eurotatoria; Philodinida; Philodinidae.